Molecule: messenger RNA, 1089 nt
Organism: Penicillium atrosanguineum
Lineage: Eukaryota; Fungi; Ascomycota; Eurotiomycetes; Eurotiales; Aspergillaceae
Exons: 1
Coding region: 1-1089 (362 amino acids)
Source: RefSeq, a predicted model, not a curated record
AUGAAGCUUGACAGCAUUAUUCAGACCUUCUGGGUCCUUCCCACAUUUGUUUUAUUCGCCACCGCGCAUUCAUGGGUGGAACAACUCACUGUAAUCGCGGCAAAUGGAACAUUUACCGGCACGCCAGGCUACGCUCGGGGGAACUGGCUUCGCACGGCACCCGGAUUCAAUGAUACGACCAUGACCUACUUGAUUCCACCCGAUGGUUCCGCAAAUGUGACCCUGGUUCUCCCCACCGACAAGCUGUGCAAGAACACCCAGCAGACCCAAACUCAGAGCGACGGUAGCCCUCGACUGAAAGCCAGCGCUGGCGCGGCAAUUGCACUCCGCUACCAAGAGAACGGCCAUGUUACUCUUCCUUGGAACCAACCUGGGAAGCCCAAAAACCGAGGCACCGUUUACGUCUACGGAACGACGGAGCCCAAGGUUGGAGAAACCCUCCUUGAUGUUCACGGUGCUUGGACCGCAGAUGGCACUGGGGGCGACAAGCGAGGCGUUCUUCUGUCAACGCAGAAUUUCGACGACGGCCGCUGCUAUCAGAUCAACACUGGGAAUAUCUCAGAGGCUCGUCAGACAGAAUACCCGCACCAGGCCAAUUCGCUGAUGGGAGCCGAUCUCUGGUGUCAACAAGAUGUUCAAUUGCCAGCCACUGCCCCAUCGGGGAAAUUGUACACGCUCUACUGGGUGUGGGACUGGCCCACCGCGCCAGGUGUCGAUCCAACAUACCCACAGGGCAAGAAAGAGAUCUACACCACUUGCAUGGACAUAGAUGUCACUGGUACAACCACAAGCCAUUCACAAGAGCAGGAUAGCUAUGCCACUGAUCAGAAUCUCGACAGUGCAGCCAUUCCGUCGGAAUUUGCCGAUCUGGAUGAGGAUGGGUCUGCCAAGGCAACCCAAUCGCCGUUAGAGUCGUCAUCAUCGUCAUCAUCAGCCGCAUCUUCAGAGUCAUCUGCAACUGCUACAACAAUCUGGCAGACCUUCACUUCCACGAUUCCUACAGUCACCGAGACUGCCUGGCGAACAAUGGAGAAGACUGUGACCGUUCGAGAGUGCCAGGCGACGGGGGCUACGAGCGCGGGACAAUAG